AUGGCUCAAAAAGGACAACAGCUGAAGACCUUCAAAGAGGGCAAGGGGACCAAGACGGUCUUCACCCUCAACACUGGCGACAAAAUGCCAGGUGUAGGUCUAGGAACGUGGCAAUCGAAGCCAAAUGAGGUCAGAGAAGCAGUCAAGCACGCUCUGCAGUCUGGCUACAGACACAUUGACACUGCCCUCGCUUACGGCAACGAGAGUGAAGUCGGCGACGGCAUAAUCGACUCCGGUGUACCCAGAAACGAGAUCUGGCUUACAACCAAACUCGACAACCCAUGGCACAAGCGCGUCCCAGAAGGCAUUGCAUCUUCUCUAAAAGACCUAAAGACAGAUUACGUCGACCUAUACCUCAUGCACUGGCCCAGCUCAACAGACCCAGACGACCUCAAGAAGUCAUACACAGACUGGAACUUCAUCGAUACAUGGCGCGAGAUGCAGAAGCUUGUCGGCACCGGCAAAGUACGCAACAUCGGUGUAUCAAACUUCGACCAAGAAAACCUCGAGAAACUCCUCGCUGCCGACUCAACCACCAUCGUCCCAGCCGUCAACCAAAUCGAGCUUCACCCCAACCAUCCGUCGCCCAAACUCCUCAAGUACAACCAGUCCCAGGGCAUCCAUAGCACCGCCUAUUCCUGCCUCGGCUCGACCGACAGCCCUCUCUACAAGGACAAGACCCUACUCGAGUUGGCCGAGAAGAAGGGCAAAACGCCACAGCAGUGCAUGCUCAUGUGGGGUUUGCAGAGAGAGACGAGUGUCAUUCCAAAAUCAGUCUCGCCGAAGAGAAUCGAUGCCAACUUCGAGCUUGAUGGUUGGGAGUUGACGGACGAAGAGAUGCAGACGCUGAGCAGCCUGAAAGAUCGAUUUAAGGUCUGUGGUGAUGGUUGGCUGCCGGCUGGUGUCAAGGUCUUCUUUGGCAAUGACGAGUAG
Molecule: messenger RNA, 933 nt
Organism: Lithohypha guttulata
Lineage: Eukaryota; Fungi; Ascomycota; Eurotiomycetes; Chaetothyriales; Trichomeriaceae
Exons: 3
Coding region: 1-933 (310 amino acids)
Cellular component (GO): cytosol
Molecular function (GO): aldose reductase (NADPH) activity
Source: RefSeq, a predicted model, not a curated record